AGUCUUUCCAUCCGGCUCACGUCGUUUGGUCAGCGAUGACUCCAGACAGUUGUCAGCCGCCGACCGAGUCCUUCGCUGCUGGGGUUAUCAUUCUUUCACCUCAGUCUCUGCCAGCGGAUGUGCCCUAUGAUCACUGGCUCAGCCUGCCAGAACCCUUGCUGGACUUUGUCUUCGCGGCACUGGAGGAGCAGGAUGUGCUAAAUUCUAUAUUCGACCUCUGUUUGGCAGGCUUUGCAAGGGCAUCCAUUCGAGGUCGUCGGAUUGAAACACCGAUUGGAAUUGUGUCAAGACUGUAUAUUAGACUAUAUCUUUUCCCUGUCUCACUGGAACAAUCCAAGAACCUCCUGCACCAUUAUCAUCUCCUCGAUAUGCGUGAACGGCCAAGAAAACUUAAACCUGCCGUCGCCAUAUCCUUGGCGCUGAGCUGGACCUCUCGCGACGCCAUGGCAUGGCAAUGUCUUGGCUCCGGUCAUUACGCUAAAGAAACUCUGUUCUUUGAGCAACAUUCUGAUAAUCGUUCUCUUUCGGAAGUUUUCCAAGACCUUCCUUCUCCCGUUCUUCCCUCCCCAAGACCUUUCAAGAACGAGUCAGAUCGCCUGCUUUGUGAAGCCAUGACGUGGUCCGCACCUCCAGGAAUGAGAAGCAUAUUAUUUCCCUACCAGAGACGCACUGUAUGGAAGCUCCUCCAACAAGAACUUCAACCUGGCACCUGGGCUGACCCUCGCUAUGUGCGCAUAGAGUCCCUUGAUGAUGAGCGCCCAUGGUACAUCAGUGCGGACACUUGCGAGGUUCGUUCGGACACCGACGUAACCUAUGACCGCGUCAAAGGUGGUAUCCUAUGCGAGGAAAUGGGUAGCGGCAAAACAUGCAUGUGCAUCGCUCUUUGUCUGGCGACGAAAGGACGAAUGGCAUCCCCUCCAAAUACACCGCAAGCUUCGAGAGUUCUGACGAAGGACUCUAUGACAUGGCCUGGUGGAGAAGAAAAUCUCCCCUACCACAAUCUUGAUUCCGGUCGAGAUCCAUCAGAAAACGAAGUGAUACCGAAUAUCACCUUCCCUUCGCUACGGCAAAUCGCUCAGUUCGUUUCAUAUACAUCGUCCCCACAUUCCGAACACACCAUUGCGCGCAUGCACACGUGGGCAGAGGCAAGACAUGUGGAACACCUCAAGCAAGUAACGUGCCGCUUUGAAGAAGAAAGAGAAGAGGUUGAGCAAAAGAAGCCUGGGUCGACAUUGCCAUUUUACUUGGAGACGGAAUCCGAGGGCAAGCGACGAGCGACUCGAGAGGCUAGCAAGACUCUCAGACCCGCAAUUCGUAUAUAUCUCAGCUCCCUUACGCUUAUAUUGGUACCUAGCAUGAUAUUUCAGCAAUGGAACGCGGAAAUUCUCAAGCAUUGCAGCGAUGGGGCUCUGAGAGUUCUAUCAGUGCCAUCACGGCCCGUGCAAGACUUAUCUCCCGCCGAAACCUUGGCAUUUCAAUAUGAUGUAAUAUUGAUGACCCAUGAACGUUUCUCAGCGGAAGGCACCCCGACGUCCGGCCGUCGGUCGCCUCUAUUGGAUAUCCGGCUUCAACGUCUGAUCAUCGAUGAAGGACAUGUCGCAAAUGCUGAAAACAGCCGAUUGAAGGACUUCGGUCUCCGUUUGAACGUGGAAUCUCGAUGGAUUGUCACGGGUACCCCGACCAAGAACAUCAAAGGGUUGAAAAUGGGGUCGCAUAGAAAGAAGAAGAAGAAUGAGGUGCCGAAUGGCGUUGACGUUGUUAACAGUCGGUUAGAGUUACUUCUCUCGGAUUCAGCUUCAAAUCGUCCCCUCAGCGCUUGGAGUCGAGCACAUGACGGUGACGACCUCAAGAAACUGGGAAAUAUGUUCGGAUUUUUAAUGGUUCCGCCAUUCGUUGGUCUGGACGCCGCCUGGGGUCAUGUUGUGAGCCGUCCACUUUUAAAUCCCCAAGGUCCGGAAUUUGGAGCUAUGCAACGACUUCUGCGAUGCCUUGAGGGUGUAAUGGUUCGUCACAGGGCGGAGGAUAUCGAAAAGGACGUACCAUUGCCAGAUUUGACGCAAGAAAUGGUUGUCCUCGACAUGACAGAACACUGCGCUAUGACACACAAUGCCCUUCUAGCUCAAAUCGCCAUCAAUGCCAUCGAUUCGGAACGGAAAGAUCAGGAUUAUCUCUUCCAUCCCAAGAAUCGAGGCUCCCUUGGUUUGGUUAUUGAAAAUCUCUCUCAAUCAUUGUUCUGGCACACUGAUAAUGAGACCGACUAUAACGAACGUGUUCGCACAGCCGUCAAGUCGUUGGCCACCGCUCAUACACGGGGGGCUCCUGCUGAGGACAUCGAGCUGAUCGAGCGGUCUAUCGGGUACCUAUCAAGGGCACGUGAUAAUGAAGAGUGGUGUUCCGUCAUGGAGCGAAUGUGGGUACCAUUCGCAGUCAGUGAUCUUCCCGUGGAGAUGCGUACCUGGGUACGGUCGACACCAUUGAUUCGACCUGACGGGAUCUGCUUGAUCGAGCCCGAGAGAAUUUCUCAUAUUCGAGGGUUUGCUGGCCUGGAUCAAAGGAAGAUUGUGGAGAAUAACCUGAACGAAUUAGCAGGGCUGGGGAGUGUUUACAACAUAUUUGACACAGAACUUUGGAAUUACGUCGAGAACAUGAAGGAAUUCCGACAAGGACGACAAAAAAACAAGUCGCAUACGUCAUCGUCCUCAACAUCCAGGGAUGAUGAUGGCAUGGCGGUGAUGGCUGUCCAGACUGCAUCGCCAUCGACUGUGAAUGGAAGCCCGAGCACGCCGAAGAAAAAGGGUCGAGGAAAGAAAGAGCCACCCGCGCCUGUGCUCAUCGAUCCUAGGUUUGAAUCCUUCAGAACGUCUUAUCCCCGUGAAAUAUACAACGCUGCGUUUCCAUUGGGAGCACCUAUGACGGAGACUACAAUCGGUCCAUCUUUAUCUAACAAAGUAAACUAUAUCCUAUCCGAUGUCCUAAAGUGCUGUACACAGGAGAAAGUUGUUAUUUUCUCAUCUUCUUCACUAUCGUUAUCCCAUCUCGCAGAAGCAUUCGAACUUUAUCGCAUACGUUUCCUGCACUUUUCCAAUACCCUCUCCGUCAAAGACCGGGAAAACACAAUCAAAACUUUUGAAACCUCGGACAUCUAUCGCGUUCUGCUUAUGGAGCUCAAGCAUGGUGCUCGAGGCUUGAACCUGGUUUCUGCGUCCAGGGUGUAUUUUUGCGAGCCGGUCUGGAGGGCGGAUGAGGAGUCCCAGGCGAUCAAGCGUUGCCAUCGGAUUGGCCAGACGCGGCCUGUCACUGUGAAGACGUUGGUUACUCGGGGAACCGCCGAAGAGGAAGCUAUUCGAAUUCGAAAUGCACACCAUGAGCAAACACGACAGAUGCAAGAUGAUCGAAGUAUUAAACACUUUAUAGAGUACCCGCAAUUUGUAACGGGUCGUACACAGGAAUGGCCACUGUUAAACACUUCUUUACUUCGCGUGCAGACCGACGAAGAGGACGGAACCAUCCUACAACAUACAUCUUCACCUCUCCAAGUCAGCCCUGAGCGCGCGAAGAAACGCGUCAGAACGGAGGAAGACCAAGCUCAAGCCAGGGACAACAUCGAAUUAGACAUCGUUCCGUCAAGGAAGCCGAAGAAAGGGCGGUUCCAUAUGACUUCCCCCCCUUCGGAUGGUGAUAUUCCUCUACCGGCUACACCCAACGUGCGAUUUGUCGAGCGUUCUCUGCCCACUCCGCCCGAAAGUCCAUAUUCCACUUCCCCAGCAUCAAGACGGGCAUUCCUAGCUGAGGGAGACGUAGAUCCCGUCCCUCCGGCCGCACUCCGCAGCCCGUUACGCCUGAAGAUCAAGGUCAGUCGCACCCGACUGCCGUCAACUUCGGCGGCGAUUGCUGCGGCUGCCAUCCCUGUACCACCACCCACAGGACUGUCGAACUCGACCGGGAGUUCCCAGUCAGCUUCCCCCCCUGUUACCCCAGCUGACCGCCUUGCCGAGUCAUCCGUCCCGCUCAAGAGUGCUAUGAAACAACCUGGAAUGGAAGGAUCGGAAUAUGUCGAACGAAGUCCAAAAGGAACUCGGUUUGACCUACCUGGGAUCGUCACAUUGGAGGAGAUCGAUAUUGAGGACGAUCAAUUGAUGGAGGAUUAAUCUGGUUGCAAGUUCGCUGUUUUAUUGUCCCUAUCAUAUUUGAUAUCUUGUUGCUGUCUAAUUCUGCACAUGUACUCAUCCAAUCCGCAUCACUCUUCAAUGCAUUAUCAUUU
Messenger RNA from Dacryopinax primogenitus, 4261 nucleotides. RefSeq lists its product as uncharacterized. The coding region runs from base 36 to 4148 and encodes 1370 amino acids. Lineage: Eukaryota; Fungi; Basidiomycota; Dacrymycetes; Dacrymycetales; Dacrymycetaceae. The record is from RefSeq and is a predicted model, not a curated record. The transcript is spliced from 9 exons. Gene Ontology annotation, molecular function: ATP-dependent chromatin remodeler activity; ATP binding.